Messenger RNA from Saprolegnia diclina VS20, 1716 nucleotides. RefSeq lists its product as hypothetical. The transcript is spliced from 13 exons. Gene Ontology annotation, biological process: vesicle-mediated transport. Gene Ontology annotation, cellular component: Mon1-Ccz1 complex; intracellular membrane-bounded organelle. Lineage: Eukaryota; Oomycota; Saprolegniomycetes; Saprolegniales; Saprolegniaceae. Bases 1 to 1689 code for a protein of 562 amino acids. The record is from RefSeq and is a predicted model, not a curated record.
AUGGAACUGGUCCUGUGGCACGACGGCCUUGGCAGCGACGACGACGCAGCGACGGACGAAGAGUCAGCGGCGCGUGUCUUGUACUUCUUCCCGCCACGGGCCGUCGCUGACCAGCUCAACGUGCUCCAGCUGCUCCAGGGCGCCCAUGCUUUCGCGUCCAGCUUUGGCGCGACCUCGGCCGCCGACGCGACGCAUGUCCAGCUCACGACCAUGCGCUACUGCUAUCGCCGCUGUGAGUCGCACGUGUGGAUUGCUCUCGGCGUACAGACGCGCGACGACGACGCGGCCGCAUGCAGCGAAGCGGCGAUGGAAGCUGCGGUCGACCAGCUCUACGCGACGUUUCGGCUCUUCUACGGCAGCAUUGAAGCGCGCCUCGCCACGAAUCGCGCGGGCACGUCGGGCAUGGCCGUUCUCGAGCAAAUUGGUGCGUCGCGCAAGCUGCUUCGCAAAGCCUCUUCGCGGGCGCUGCAGGUGCGGGACGACGCCGACACGAGCGCACUCGAGGCAGCGCACGAGAGGGUCGAGAGCCUCCGCGUCUCGCUCGCGCAGCUUGAAGACGCCUCUCCGAUCCACGCGUUUCGUCGCGUGUGCGCCGACUUUUUCCCUGUCUUUGCCCAGGCGCUCGGACUCGACGAACAAGUGACGUGCUUUAGCGACCUCCACGGGUUGGUGUACUACCCAGAAAGCAAGCACCUCCAGCUAUGCUUUCAGUUGCUUCUUCAGAGUCUCUCGACCGAGCUUCCCGCGAUCGUGUCGGCGGCCGCGUUCGUCCACGGACAAGUUGUCUGGACGCAGCUGCCUUUCGAGCAGCUGGCCUUGCUCUACACUGUACUCCGGCUCCGCGAGCAAGAGGGCUAUGUGCGUGCGCACCCUGCGUCGCCGACGUCGCUGUGGAUGGACCAGACAUACUCUGCUGCUUACUCCCCCGUGUGGGCCACCAAGCAAGCCUACACCGAGAUGAACGGAAGCCCAAGUCCGCUGCUUAAGCGCCGACCAAGUGCGCGCGAGUACUUGGCCGAAGUCACCAACUCGUUCAAGAACCCGAGCCCACACGCCGUCAACCACGGUUUACAGUGCGUCGACGGGACGUUUGCUCUGCUUGGAGCCAAGGACAUUUGGGCGCCGGCCAUUUCGCUGCUCGUGAACAGACAGCAAUGCCACCUUCUUGUGUGGCAGGAGCUGCUUGUUACGUUGGUCUUUGUCGUGGAAGCGAACGACGCGGUCGCACUCUCACGCGUCUGUGGCGCGCUACAGGACGUUCUCGACGGACAUGUGCAUGUGCGAGAGGCUUCGCGGCGCACAGUGUCGCCGCCAACAGCGUCAUCGUCGUCGGUCUGGUCGUUCAUUCACGUAAACCGCAUGACGCUGGGCGUGCAGCUCCACAACCUCGCCAAGUUGCGCAGUAAGUCCCGGGAUGGUGCUGGUAUGCCGCUGCGACUUCAGGCAGCCAGUGUACCUCGGCCACUCCUCGACGUUCUCAACCACGCCCACGCCGCGAUGGCCGCGGAUACGGCGCUGCUGGAUGUAUGCGUUCGGACGCCGGGCGACGGCUGGGUCGUCGCCCGGCGAUCGGGAACGGUCGGUCGCGAGCUCUACGCAUUCUUUGAUGCGAGCGUCGAGACGCUUGGCGACUUGAGCAAGAGCAUGACCGAGCUCAUCCUGCACGACUUUGAGAGCACUUUUAUGUAACGUUAGUCUAUCUUUCUACAUGUCGAC